AUGACGGACGAGGCUGCCGGUGAGCCAUUGGAAACACCACAUAGCCCAAUACACCUAAUGGUCUCACUAGAGACGACCAACACCUCAAUAACACCACCACCUCAGACGACCGGCGUGGCUUCUGAGGCUCCACCAUCUAAUGGCUCGCUACCUUCCCUUGCAACAGUUGCACCUUAUGUCACAACCCAGAUACCAAUACCCACACUGAAUAGUGUAAACCCGCCGUUGUUACCCAACAACGACAAACCCAAUCCACCCAUUUCACCUCCUAUAACGUUGAUUUUUUCCAACAUUAACGUAUUAAACAACGUCGGUUAUAGCUUCUUACAACCACCCAUACACACCACAAACGAGCAACAACAAACGACGCUAAUAACACCACCGUUAAAUGGGAUGCCCUCCCUUAUGCACACAACACCGGUGAAUAAGACCGCAAAUGGCCCAAGCAUCAUUUUCCAAGCGCAAAACUACCCAUCGUUAGUGACUGGAUCCAUGCCGGCCCGCCAUUCACGCCCUACCAGCAAAUCCCCAUGA
Molecule: messenger RNA, 534 nt
Organism: Lactuca saligna
Lineage: Eukaryota; Viridiplantae; Streptophyta; Magnoliopsida; Asterales; Asteraceae
Source: the annotation of a GenBank genome assembly